UGCGAGUCCGGCGCCUUCUGUCUCCGGGUGGCAGCAGCGACCAAUGGGAGAGCAGGCCGUGCGUGUAUCCAGGCGGAUCGCGGCUGCUACAACCAUUCAGAAAAAGGAAAAUAAAGCAACUGACGAGCCGGCGGGGCCAGGACCGUGGGGCUGGGCUGAAGUGAAGGUGGCUGCGAGUUUUCCAGACUUAGGAGACUUCAGAAAGGUAGGGCGGAUAGAAGGGAGAUGGCAAAGAUCUCGUUGGGUAUAGAUGGGCCGGGCGAAGAAAUGAAAUAAUUUUUAAUUUUUGGAGAAGCCCUCAUGCCGGGAUGGCAGAAGAUGAGCCUGAUACUAAGAACCCCAAGACUGGGGGAAGGGCCCCCCCAGGUGGUGCUGAGGCCGGGGAACCUACCACCCUUCUUCAAAGGCUCCGAGGUACCAUUUCCAAGGCGGUGCAGAACAAAGUAGAGGGAAUCCUGCAAGAUGUACAGAAAUUCUCAGACAACGACAAGCUGUAUCUCUACCUUCAGCUCCCCUCAGGUCCCACCACUGGAGACAAAAGCUCAGAGCCAAGUAUACUCAUCAAUGAGGAGUACAUAUAUGCCUACAGGUGGAUCCGCAACCACCUAGAAGAGCACACUGACACCUGUCUGCCAAAGCAAAGCGUCUAUGAUGCCUAUCGGAAGUACUGUGAGAGUCUCGCCUGUUGCCGCCCGCUUAGCACAGCCAACUUUGGCAAAAUCAUCAGAGAGAUCUUCCCCGACAUCAAAGCGCGAAGGCUUGGUGGCCGGGGCCAGUCCAAAUACUGCUACAGUGGCAUACGAAGGAAGACCUUGGUAUCUAUGCCACCCCUGCCUGGACUUGACCUAAAGGGUUCUGAGAGUCCAGAAAUGGGCCCAGAAGUAACCCCAGCGCCUCGGGAUGAGCUGGUAGAGGCAGCCUGUGCCCUGACCUGUGACUGGGCAGAGCAAAUCCUGAAACGGUCCUUCAGUUCCAUCGUUGAGGUCGCCCGCUUCCUGCUACAGCAGCAUCUCAUCUCUGCCCGAUCUGCGCACGCCCAUGUGCUUAAGGCCAUGGGGCUUGCUGAAGAGGAUGAACAUGUACCUCGGGAACGGUCCUCUAAAUCCAAGAAUGGUGUAGAGAAUGUAGAGGCUGGAGCCCAGAAGAAACCGGAGAGACCGGCCCAGCCUCCUAAGGAUCUGGAAGCCCGGACUGGGGCUGGCCCUCCAGUACGUGGAGAGCGGAAGAAGAGUGUAGUUGAGAGCUCGGCCCUGGCAGCCAAUAGCCCGCAGGUUAACGCCCUAAUGGCCCGGCUGCCUCUGCUCCUUCCUCGGGCCCCUCGCUCACUCAUUCCACCAAUCCCAGUCUCUCCACCCAUGCUGGCCCCCAAGCUUCCUUCAGGUCCCCUGAAAGUGGCUACACUGCCUCUGUCCAGUAGGGCUGGGGCACCCCAGGCAGCUGUGCCCAUCAUUAACAUGAUCUUACCAACUGUUCCUGCUUUUCCUGCGCCUGGGCCUGGGCCUGGACCAGCUCCACCUGGGGGGCGCACUCAGUCCCGGGGCACAGAGAACAGGGAGGUGGGCAUAAGUGGUGACCCAGGAUCCCAUGAUAAGGGUGUUAAGAGGACAGCUGAAGUACCUGUGAGUGAGGCCAGUGGGCAGGACCCACCAGCUAAAGCAGCAAAGCAGGAUACCGAGGAUACAGCAAAUGAAGCCAAAAGAAAACGAGGGCGCCCUCGAAAAAAGUCAGGGGGAAGCGGGGAAAGGAAUUCUACCCCUGAGAAAUCAGCCACUGCCAUGGAUUCUGCCCAGUCAUCAAGGUUACCAUGGGAGACGUGGGGCUCUCAAGGGGAAAGCAACUCAGCUGGAGGGUCAGAGAGGCCAGGGCCAGUGGGAGAGGCUGAGAAGGGGACAGUGCUUGUCCAAGGUCAGGAAGAUGGUGCUGUUUCCAAAGGAGGAAGGGCCCCCAGUUCCCGACAUGCCAAAGCAGCAGAAGAAAAAAUUCCCCUUGUCACCCCAAAAGUAAGUGUCAUCAAGGGCAGCAGAAGUCAAAAGGAGGCUUUUCAGUUGGCAAAGGGAGAGGUAGGCACUGCAGCGCAGGGUAAUAAAGAUUUAAAGGGGCAUGUACUCCAUAGUACCUUAUCCCAUGAGUGUAAAGACCCCAAAACAACACCCCCAUGAGAGCUCUGCAGAAAAGAGUGUGUCCAUCUGCUAACUACCUGUCUGCCUACUAGAGGCCCUUCUCUGCACUUGCUUCUCAACUGGCUGUUCUUUUCCUAAGGAAGUCUAUUCUCUGUACAGACAGCUGAGUCUCCCAGGCUUAAAUAGUGCCUGGCUGUUACCGCUGAUCUUUCUAGCUUGCUACCUUUGGCUUUAGUGUAACCAAUAAAUCUGUAGUGACUUUCUUACCUGGAUCCCUGUGCUAUCCUGUGGAAAGAUAGGGAUGGGGUAAGUAUGAUGCAUAUAUAGGUUAGGGAUUUUUUGGUUGUAAACCAUAGAAAACCUAACUCAAACUGGCUUAAAAAGGGUUUAUUGGCUUAUAUAACUGGAAAGUACAGAGGUAGUGCUGGCUCCAGGUGAAGCUUGAUCCAGUGGCUCAAUAUGUCUAAAUAACUGAUGAAUUUUUUUUCUGUUUCACCUUCUGUAGGAUCAUCUUAAGCCUGAGCCACUUAUGGCUGCCAGCAUUCCUAGGAUUACAUGCUUCCCCGUUUAUGUCCAGCCAGAAAGAGAGUACCUUUGUGCCAGGAGUCUUAGCAAAAACCCUAAGAUUCACUCUGAUUAGGCAGCCUGGGUCACAUGUCCACUUCUGACUAAUCACUGUGACCAGGAGGAAGGCAUAUACUAAUUUGCUUAUUCUAUAUCAUGAACUACACCUUUGGGGAAGCCUGCUCAGAAUCACAUAGAUUCCCCAACUGGAAACUGGGAUGGGCAGUUGCAGGGAGCUGAUAACCCGCUUCUUUUUGUCAGUCUUGCAUUCCCUUACUGCAAGCUGUAACCUCUUGUUCUAGUCUCAGAAGGAAGGAGAGAGAAGUCACCCUCCUGUAGGGGCUCUCUCUUCAGUCUCAGAGAUGGCAAUCCCUUUUCCCCCACCUACAUCUCAGAGAUGGAGCUCUUUCCUUUUCCUGUUGCUUAAUUUUCAUUUUCUACUCAUUCCUCCUUCCCUACCCCUCACUCUGUUCCACCUUACCAACUAGAGGGGGAAAAUUUACUUCUAGUCAUUUCUUUAAGUCCAUUCUGCACCCACCAGGUGGCAGUCUCUUGUCAUACAUGUGUCAGGACUUAGCCAGGAUGGUGGGGCGCAGGAUAGGUGUAUGGAAGGAAGUCGUUCUGCAUGUUGGGGCGCACCAGUGGGAAGGGAAUACAGACCUUCCGGGUGUGUUCUUGGGAAAGGCAGUAAGCCAACUAACUAAUAUUUAUUGAGGACCUACUUUAGGGUAGCUUGUCAGGGAAUCUUGGUUCUUCCCAAGAAAUAGAUUUUCUUUCAGGGAGACAUAAUUCAUUUGUUUCCACCACAGCAGAUUUUUAAAAAUUAUAAUAUGUAAUAUUUGAUAUCUAUAAAGAAUAUAUGUAACAAAUAAAUUAUGAAGCAUAAUAAUAAAAUGAGUACCUAUGACCCA
Molecule: messenger RNA, 3595 nt
Organism: Carlito syrichta (Philippine tarsier)
Lineage: Eukaryota; Metazoa; Chordata; Mammalia; Primates; Tarsiidae
Gene: RFX5
Product: regulatory factor X5
Exons: 11
Coding region: 309-2159 (616 amino acids)
Biological process (GO): regulation of transcription by RNA polymerase II
Molecular function (GO): DNA-binding transcription factor activity, RNA polymerase II-specific; RNA polymerase II cis-regulatory region sequence-specific DNA binding
Source: RefSeq, a predicted model, not a curated record